Messenger RNA from Peniophora sp. CBMAI 1063, 522 nucleotides. The record is from the annotation of a GenBank genome assembly. NCBI's taxonomy places the organism in Eukaryota, Fungi, Basidiomycota, Agaricomycetes, Russulales, Peniophoraceae.
AUGAAGUUAUCAUAUAGUGUCGCGGCCAUCUUCUUGACACUGGGCCGCUCUGUCUUCGCAGCUGACUGUGUACUUAAUCCCUUGGGUGACGGUCAAGACGAUACGAGCCAGAUUCUUGCGGCAAUCGAUGUAUGUGGCACGGACGGAUCCAUCACACUCAACGAAGGCGAUUUCAACAUCACCCGGAAGAUGACAUGGAACCUGACUCGUAGUACGGUAGAUCUGUACGGUACUCUGAAUUUCGCACCGGAUAUCGAUUACUGGCUUCAAGAGAACAGCACGUACCGCGUUGUUUUCAUUCAAAGCCAAGCAUCCUGGUUCGUAGUAACGGGCCGUCACUUUGUGAUCGACGCGCACAAUCAAGGCGAGUCUCCUGUCACCCGACCUGAAGGACAAGACGCCGAGAUUGACUUCUGCUUAGGCGGUAUCAAUGGUAACGGACAACCCUGGUGGGAGUACUUCACAACAGUUCCGCGUCAAGACGGCGAUGGCCGACCUCUCGCACUAUGGUGGUUUAAGUGA